This is a messenger RNA of Brenthis ino (lesser marbled fritillary), 687 nucleotides long. NCBI's taxonomy places the organism in Eukaryota, Metazoa, Arthropoda, Insecta, Lepidoptera, Nymphalidae. The record is from the annotation of a GenBank genome assembly.
AUGAGUGCAAAAUGGCCAGAUCCCGAAAAUGAUACUUUAGUGUUCAUUGCGAAUCCUGUCGAAUCCGAUAUGCCUGGUCAUUGGAUUCCAUUAAGCAUAGUUAAAAUAAUUUUAGGAGGGACGACUACUACUCCUUUUAAGAGGUUAGUUCAACCGAUAACAACGACUGAAAGCACGACACAAUUAUCUACAACAACAGAGGCAGCUACUACGACUGUACCAACAGAAGAAGAAACAGUUCCUACUACGGAACUUACUACUACGGAACCAACAACUCCAACAACCACUACUACAGAGGAAACCACUACUACAACUACUCCAACAACUACUACAACAGAGGAAACCACUACUACAACUACUCCAACAACCACCACAACAGAGGAAACCACUACUACAACUACUCCAACAACCACUACUACAGAGGAAAUUACUACUACAACUACUCCAACAACCACCACAACAGAGGAAACCACUACUACAACUACUCCAACAACCACCACAACAGAGGAAACCACUACUACAACUACUCCAACUACCACUACCACAGAAGAAACCACUACUACAACUACUCCAACAACCACUACUACAACUACUACUACAACUACCACUACGACCACAACCACGACCACACCUCGAGGUCCAAAACGAGGCUCACCGGCAACAGAUAAUCAUGAAAAUAUGCCAUCU